CAAGGCCGCCAAGGAGGACUACUGCGACAUGGUCAAGUCUCGUCACCCCGAGGUGGAUGACCCCUUGAGCAUUCCGGUCGACGAGGAGUCGUUGGUCCUGUCGGGGCACGGGCGUCCGCAUGGCCGUUUCCCCUUUCUGAAUAAGGCGGUCAAGCCUACCCACUCCACGAGCUACACGCGUCUCAAGCAUACCCUCACCGCCGACAGCCCCCAGCCUCGUCCACGGCCUGCUCGUCCACCCGCCUACGAUGUAAGUUUUCCUCAUUUUCAUCCUCUUUCCGGUUUUCCUUCCUACAUGGCUAAGUGUUUACGAGAUUCAUUGUUUCUGAAAUUGUAGCCUGAGUUCGAGGCGGCCUUCGAAGUCUGCAAUGAAGCGUAUCAGCAGGCCGCUGCCCAGUGGAAUAGGCAGAAUACGGCCUACAUGGCGUAUAUAGGAGAAAUGAUGAUCUCUAUGUCUACUGGUACACCGCCACCGGCUCGAGUUACCGUGGCGGGGGACAUGCCUAUCAUGCCAUCGAGGGCAGCUUUCGCUGCGACUUACUACGGAUCCACACCGGAGGGAACGGGAUGGUCCGGGAACCAGGCAUCGCCGGGUGGGCGCGAGGUCACACCGGUUCAUGAAGGUGGUCGGUCUCCUGGGCGUUCUGCUGGUGCCUCUCCGUCGACUACUCCUGGGACUACUCCCGGUGCCUCUCCGUCGACUUCUCCUGGGCGUAGCACCGGUCCUUCUCCAGGUGGUUCUUCUGCAGCUUCUACCGGAGCGCAACCCCGGGCUGCUCGUUUCGCCAACGAUGUGGGCGGACACACCCCGCCCGGGUCCUUCCUCCGCUAGUCAGCUUAGAACUAGGGUUUGCUUGCUACUACUAUGUAUGCUACUAUGACAUGACACUCUCCGCUCUCCGCUUGUAUGCUACUAUGUGCACCAUGUAUGCUACUAUGUGAAUUAUAUGCUAUUUUGGUGAAUUAUGGCGAAUUUGGUCGAUUUGGAUGAAUUUGGAUGAAUUGGACCUGCUGAACUGCAUUGCAAUUGAAUUGGAACAGGAUUUUGGCUGAAACAGCAAAAAAACAGAAAAAAA
This is a messenger RNA of Lolium perenne, 1076 nucleotides long. NCBI's taxonomy places the organism in Eukaryota, Viridiplantae, Streptophyta, Magnoliopsida, Poales, Poaceae. The record is from RefSeq and is a predicted model, not a curated record.